Molecule: messenger RNA, 9140 nt
Organism: Mercenaria mercenaria
Lineage: Eukaryota; Metazoa; Mollusca; Bivalvia; Venerida; Veneridae
Product: ubiquitin carboxyl-terminal hydrolase 47-like
Exons: 31
Coding region: 121-4515 (1464 amino acids)
Biological process (GO): protein deubiquitination
Cellular component (GO): nucleus; cytosol
Molecular function (GO): cysteine-type endopeptidase activity; cysteine-type deubiquitinase activity
Source: RefSeq, a predicted model, not a curated record
UCACAAACGAGAUUUUGAUCGUCGUAUCUGGAAGUCGCGACAAAAAUUGUGUAAAAAUGAAAGUAGACACAUAAAAAGCCCUUGGCUGCUCUCAAUACGUAUAGCAGUACUAUAGUCAGAAUGGUAGUUGGUGACACCACUCAAGUCGUUCCAUUAGAGGGCGCAUCAGUUGCAGAUGAGCCGAAGGUACUUUGCAUCGUGCGGGACAUGGUAGACCCACAAGCUAAUGCUAUCAAGCAUACUAUGAACCUGCCGGCCUCCAUGUCAGUUCAGAUCCUGCUGAACGAGGUUGCUAAACAGUUUGGCUACAUGAUGGGAACUAUCUCGGUACACUAUGAGAGACAGACAGGGUCUGAUGUGGAGGAGUUAAGCCUAGAACAGUACACAAUGAGUUUCCUAGGUGAUAUAUUGAGUCCAGGUGUGAAACGUCACAAUUUCACGAUUUGUGAAUUGGAGGGAAAACAGCCAAAGAAAAUGGCUCCACCGCCUCCACCCCCACCACCUAACCUUGGCAAGCCGAUAGAGGGUUCUGAUGCAGGGGCAUCCGGCUCCAGUAGGCUUGAUUCAUCAACAUAUUUCAGCAACAACACCAGCCUGGAACCAAGAACAGCAUACAACAGUGUAUCAUCAACUUCCUCUGCCUCAUACUCGUCAGAUUUCUCAUACUCGUCAACUUUCCUGAAGUCAGAGACAGGUUAUGUUGGUCUGGUUAAUCAGGCAAUGACCUGUUACCUAAACAGCUUAAUACAGACAUUGUAUAUGACACCUGAGUUUCGGAACGCCAUCUACCGGUUCCAUUUUGACAGUGGCAAGGGAGUUAAAAACAUACCAUAUCAAUUACAAAGGCUUUUCUUACUGCUGCAGACAAGUACGAAAAGAGCAGUUGAGACAACAGAUCUUACUAAAAGUUUUGGCUGGGACAGUUCAGAAGUGUGGCAGCAGCAUGAUGUUCAGGAGUUGUGUCGGGUUAUGUUUGAUGCCCUGGAAGUAACAUGGCGUGGAACAGAUCAAGAAAACCUUGUAAAUCAACUGUACCAGGGAAAAAUGAAAGAUUAUGUCAAAUGUUUAGAGUGUGGAAAUGAAAGUGCGAGGAUAGACACAUACCUUGAUAUACCUCUAGUCAUACGACCUUUUGGAUCUACCACUGCCUAUAAAAGUGUUACUGAAGCACUGGAAGCCUUUGUUCAGCCAGAGACUUUAGAAGGGCGAGAUCAGUAUUUCUGUGAAAAAUGUAACAAAAAAUGUGAUGCUCACAAGGGCUUGAAAUUUUUAUCGUUUCCUUACUUGCUGACACUACAGAUGAAGAGGUUUGAUUUCGACUAUGCUACAAUGCAUAGGAUCAAGUUAAAUGAUAAAAUGACAUUUCCCGAGGUGCUCAAUCUGAACUAUUUAACUGAGGAUUUAACAGAGGAAGGUACGACAGAAGAGAAAAGUCCUGAUGUAAUAGAGACAGAUAGUGUGCAGAAAGACCAAUGUAAUGAUGAUGCCAUUGAUGAAGGUAUAGAGAUGGAAGUGUCAAGUUCAGCGGGAUCUAUUAAUGAAGAUUCUAAUCUCUCCAAUGAUACUCUAAAUGACAGAAAUGCUCAGCAUUCAAAUGUGAAGGGUCCCUAUGUGUACGAGUUGUUUUCUAUAAUGAUCCAUUCAGGAAGUGCAGCCGGUGGACAUUACUACGCCUAUAUCAAAUGCCUGAGUGAUGGACAAUGGUACAGCUUCAAUGAUCAACAUGUAUCAAAAAUCACCUAUGAUGAUAUAAGGAAAACAUAUGGAGGCAGUUCUACUACCAGAGGAUACUAUUCUUCUUCAUACGCAAGUUCAGCCAAUGCCUACAUGUUGAUGUACAGGAAAAUAGAUAAAGAUAGAAAUAUAGAUUUCAUGUGCGGAGAAGACUUUCCAGAACAUGUGAAAGUUGAACUGAGAAAAUUGAAUGAUAAGGAAGAAGCAGACAGAAAACAGAAAGAAAUGGAUAAAUCCACUUGCAAGAUAAAGAUUUUCUGCGUCCAUCCUUCACGGAAAAAGAAACUAGAUCACAAACUUGAGAUCCACAAAGACAAAACACUGUCAGAGGCCACAGAUCUGGCAUAUAAGAUAUUCGAGUUAGAAGACAGUGUGACACGUGACUGUUGUCGGAUUGUGAAGUACGACGAAUAUCAAGAUUCUCUUGAAUGUUCUUUCGACGACUCUGAUGAUGUUGCUAUGGAAACCUUACUUAAUGGUGUAAAACAGAGUUACAGCUUUGACCUGCUCCUUGAAACAAAGAGACCUGAACAGAAAUUCCAGGAGUAUAAACCAGGAGGUGUAACGGUGAAGGUAUAUGUGGCAGAUUUAGAAAAAGAUACUAUUAUAGAGCCUGCGGCCACAGUGAGGGCAUAUCUUGUACAGACUGUACAGGAAUUUAAAACACUUGUUUCACAGGUGUUGGGACUGAAACAAGAUGAUAUGAGAUGUGUGUUGGAAAGAUUUCACAAUGAUCUUAAACUUCUCUAUAUGCCCAAUAAAACAUUGAAAAGCGAAGGAUUCUUUAAAACUAACAAGGUGUAUGUAGAACUAAAUGCGACAGAGGAAGAAAGGAAUACACAGUUUGAUAGAAGUCACUUCUAUACCCUGUUAGACAGAUAUCAAAACACAAUUAAUAUACAAGUCAGUCUACCUUCACUAGCUGAGGUAUCUGACUACAAAAGACACUCAUGUGCUCGAGAAAAUUCUCCGCUGGGUCAGGACUCGGCAGUUGAAAGUGGUGUUAACAGUUCAGCAAAUAGUGUUGAUAAUGGAAGUGAAAUGUGCAAUCAUGAAAGACGUACAUUCAGAUCAAGAGAAAAUCUGACAGACCGAGAGUCUUUCUGUAGGGACCUAGAUACAGAAAUAAGAACUUUAAACUUACAAUCACAGUUAAGUCAAAGUGAUCCAAAUUUAUAUGGUAGUAGUAGACACUCUGAUGGCGUUUCAAAGGGUGACAUUUUAAACAGUUUACAUAAUCGAGGGUCAGGGUCGUCCCUUGAAUGUCAAGACUCAAGGUCAUGUAGUCAAUCCACUCAGUCUACAAGUACUAGUGCAGAAUUCAGUUUAGGAAAUGUGAACUCUGUAUGUGAAGGAAAUUUGGAAUCCCCAGAUGAUGUUGUAGUAUCAAACAGUGAUAAAGAAUGUGACCUUAAUGCGACCUUUAGUGAAAAAGAACAAAGUAAUGACCUUGAGGAUUGUGACCUCAAGGAAAAGUUAGGAAGUGGUGAACCUGUUGAACAUGUGUUUUCAGAAAGUUCAUUACCUAGUGCAAAUUUGCCAAAAACUACAAAUUCACCUGAAGAUGAAAAUAUAUCAGUGUUUAAGUCAGAAUCAGACAUUAAGGGCACGUCAGGCUGGGAGAAACAUGGGCGUAGGCAAGCUACGACAGGCUGGGAUGAGUCAACAGGGAGCACUUCAGCCUGUUUUGAUUCAAUGAGAGACAGCCAGACUACAGAAGAUGCCGAAGAAGAAAAAAGAUUCUUUCAGGCUGAACUCUGUGAAACAGACUCUGAUCAAAGAAGUCUGUCAGUGUUUGUAGAUAAGAGAAUCACGCUGGGAUGUUUCAAAGCAGAACUUGAACAAUAUGUAGGAGUGUCUGCAAAUAACUUUAAGGUGUACAGAGUAUACUCCAACAAUCAAGAAUUUGAGAGUAUACGACUCACAGAGACACUGUCAUUCUUAGAGGAUGGGAGGAUUAAUAUCAAACUAGGUAGAGCUUUGAAGAAUGGAGAAUACAGGGUUAAAGUGUUCCAGUUACUAGUCAAUGAAACAGAGCCGUCCAAGUUUUUGCUUGAUACGAUAUUUGCACGAGGGAUGACAGUGUUGGACUCGAAGAAGAUGAUUCUUCCUGAGAUAAAAUUAGAACACAACCUGGAUGUUCCUCUUGACAGAUGUCGAUUGAGAAAGAAGACGUGGAAGAAUCCUGGCACUAUUUAUGUGGACAAACAGGUGUAUGAAGAAGAAAUACCAAUCUAUCCUAACUGGGAAGUCUUCCUUGAGAUCCUCGACGGUCCAGAACAGAUGUUGUCAUCUGCUCAACUUGCAGUGUAUUUGAGAAGAUGGUAUCCAUCCAAGUACGAGCUUGGACCGUUUGAGGAGGUUGUAAUUACUGAACAGACAGUAGAAGAACUUAAAAAGAAGAUUUCAGAAUUACAUGGAAUAAACACUGAAGAUAUCGAAAUGGCAAAGGGUCGGGGGACAUUUCCCUAUGAUGUAUCUGUGUUGGAGAUACAUACAGACUUAGACUGGAACCCUCCAGUGCAGGCUCUAGGAAUGUGGCCGUUGUAUAUAUGUGAUGAUGGUUGUCUCGUGUACUAUAGGGACAGCAAGGAAAAACUGGCCGAACUAAGUGAUAACAUGAAGAAAGAAAUCGAAACGAAGGAAAAUACCAGAUUGUCCAAGUCUGCACAACGAGUCACUUACAGUCCCAGAAAGGAAAGAGCCCUUAAAAUAUACACAGAAGAACCUGCACCUAGUAACAAUCUGUCUGCGUCAAACGCUUCCCCAGAUCUCGACUAAAUCCAGACCUGUUUGUUGUUCUUUUGGUUCAAAUGCCUAUGUGGAGCAGUUGGCAGGAUUUCCCAGUAUAAGAUAUAAGGUUAAAUAGCAGUAAACCAGUCAGAGAACUUUAACAUCUGAUUGGUUGUUCAAGUUUGAAAUCGACCAAUGGCAUAGUGAUACUGGUCUUUAAAGUUGGAUUUGUAAAGUUUGAGCUUGAAAUGUGUCAUUUCUUUCUCUUUAGUGAAGUCAUAGGUGACUGUAAGGAAUGUAGCAGGAAACAUUUACAACUAAAGAAUUUAAGAAUACAGAAUUAUAGCUGUUUGUUUUGGUCAGAUUGUGUUAUUACUAACUGACUGUAUGCUUUUCAUUUCUGUAGUGAUAUGGUAUUAUUAUUUCAGCUGUCUAAUAAAAGGGAAACAAACUGCAUUUAAUUUGCUAAUAGAGGUGAUAACUAAACAAAUUUACCAAAGGUGUAAAGGUAUUUUCAUAUAUUAAAACAAUAUUGAUGUUAUGAAAUACUCCAGGUUUUGCAUUAAAUGGAAAAAAAAAACCCACAUUUUUAAUGAAUUUUUAUUGGGCUUGACAGUUUAACGACUUCACAAAAAAUCUGUUAUUUGAAUAUUAAUAGUGACUGCACAAAAUCUCUUUAACCUUUAGCCUGCUGGCGACGAUUGAUUCUGCUUUUGCGACCAGUGCAGACCAGCACUGUUCGCUAUUCAGUCAGGAAAUUUCCAGUGAUCUCCCCUUCAAAUAGUAAAUGGUACUGUUCAAAUUGAAUAAUAGACCAGUCCACCUUAGAAGUUUAGCAGGCUAAAGGUUGAUCGAUCAGUUGUUCCACAGUCUAGGUAUAUGAUAGUUUUAUAUGUUAGACAGGUGUAUGGAAAUCUUUCUGAUAUUCCAGCAAACUUGUUAUAUACAUGUUGUGUUUUCAUAGGUGUAUAUGCCUCAAUCAUUAUGAAGUCUUUCAUUUGAUUUUGUUUUUGUUUUGUUUUUUAAUGUCAUUUGAUUUUGUAGAAAAUUUUCAAAUAAGAGCUGUUUUAAUUAAGGGUAUUUUCAUGUCUAUCUUAAUAAUUUAAAGUCAUUAUUUGACUAAACACCUUAAGUCAGUGGAAUACAGGGACAGCUUCUUUAUAAGAUGUAUUUGUUCUAGGUGGUUAAAAAAACAUUAAUAAACAAUAUUAUUGUUACCAUUAUUAUACCAGAUUUAUAUAGUGUCCUUUUCAUGAUAAACACGUUCAAAGGCGCCUUACAUAUAGCAAACACAGCUACACAGAGCAUGAAAAUAUGAAAGUUAUGCCUGGCAUUGGUGGUGUCUGGGUACAUUUUUUUUUUGUCUGCUGGCAGAAGUGAUACUAAUGCAAGAUGUAGAUGUUGGAAAGUCGUCUCAUCAGGCAAUUUAGCAUUUUUGUUCUGAACAAGAUUUAUUUUGAUGAGUAUCCAUUCGCACACCAUUAAGCAAGUCUAAUUUGUUUUAUAUGCCCCUGGACAUAUAGCAGUUGAGCUGUCCGUAAUAACAAGAUUGCCUACAGCUCACAUAAAUGACCCAGUUUAGUUCAUACGCACACGCAACAAAAUGUGGCAAAACCUAAAACCUGACAUUGUCAGAUUAUGGCUUUGGGAUCUUACUUCUGCAAGGCCUAGAUGUAAGAUAUAUUGAAGGUAGACUAGUUAUCUACAGAGAUUGUUCAAGUCAGGUCCUAGGUUUCAGGUUCAGGGUUGCCAUACAUUUCACUGCUUUACAUAGUUACAUUUAGUUCUGUAAAACAUUUAUGAUUCAUACAUCAAAACAGCAGUUUCUUUUGGAUAUUGAUUUGUGAAUUAUCAGCUUUGAAGACCAAAUGAAUGUGAAUUUUAUUUGUUUGCUGGGAGUUAUUUUUAAAUAAGUGAAUUUACGUAUCCAUGAAAGCCACAAAAAUGAGUCCCCAAUGAAGAAUUAUGAUUGGACAGUAUUAGUUAUUCCAUACAGAAUUUGGUUAAAUUUGCCUUGGGCUGGCCUAGGAACAUGCAGUUACAUGAACAAAAAUAUCUUGAGGGUUUCAACAAAGAAAUCCUACAUAUUGUCUGGUUGUUCUCUCCUUAGGGGAGCACCUCACUGUGGCCCAUUAAGACCUUUGUUUUGUUUUGGCUAGUAUUUGAUGUACUGGGAAAUGCUGGAAUUCAGUGCGAAAAAAGCCCAAUUUUGGAAUAUUUUAUCAGAUUGUUUUGUAUGAUACUAAAUUUGUAAAGUAUUGAAUACUGCAUACAGUUUCAAGUAUUUAUGUCUUGUUAUAUUGUAUAUAUGAGUGUUUGUUUUCUAUGUAUCCUCCAUGGUUUGAAUAUACAACAUGUAAUAUGAUUAGUUGUUAGUACUGAGUGUGAAGUAAUGUGUGUGUAGUGAAGAGAUACUGAUUGCAUGUUUUUCCUAGAAGCAUCAAAUUGUUUUACGUUGCACUUCUUAAAUACUCUGGACAAGUAUAUUGCACAACAUUUUUAACUCCAAACUUAACCUUUAGCCCGCAGGCGACAAGUGAUUCUACCUUUGAGCCAGCGCAGACUAUGAUCAGUCUGUGCAGGCUGAUCAUGGUCUGCACUGUUCACUAUUCAAUCAGUAAGUUUUCAGUGAACACCCCUUCAAAUAAUAAAUAGUAUUGCCCAGAUUGAAUGAUGGACCAGUCCAUUUUAGAAAUUUAGAAGGAUAAAGAUUAAUUCCUUGUUGUUAUCUCUGUCAUAUAUAGAGAUAAUCAAGUGAAACUAUUUCUUGAUCAUUUUAUUAAAACCUAGAUCUGAUACCGAUAACUAUUAAGAGUAAAGUCAUUGAGCUCUUACAGUCACGAUAAGCUGACCAUAAAAUCACAUCACGUGAGCGCAUCAGUACCGAGUGUCCUUGUAACUACAGUAAAUGUAAAACACAUGGAAAUGAUGUUAUUCAUUAAGUUCACCUGUUUACCACAAAAAAAUAUUGGUCACAGUUGUAAAAUCUUGUGGAAGGCUCUAAUUACCACACAUUAUGUGACUACGUUUACAAUAAAUCAUUUAAUUUCCUGAGCAUAAGAUUUCUUGGUUUCAAAUCUUUGACAAAAAUGGCUAUUUCAUUUGGGACUUGAAUUCCUGGAUUUCAAAUUUUUAACGAUACAAUUCGGAAUAGUGUUUCUUUAUUGGGAUUGAAAUUGGUGGAAUAUUGUUACAUUUUAUCAAAAUUGAAUGAUCAGUUAUAGGCUCCAGUUUUCACUGUCAGAAAGAAAUAGGUCAAUAUUUCUUACAGAUUCAAAUGUUACAAGAAAGUCUUAAGUGUGGAAUUAGCAAAGUUAAAUAUAUAAAUUGUGCACCAGUAUUUUGAAAUACCAUGAUGAGAUAACAAACAAUAAGGUGGUACUUUUGACUUUGAAUGAAUCAGGAAGAAAAAGCAAAACCUGUUUAUAGGGUUAUAAAUAUAAUUGCAAUUUAUCUGUAAAAUGUAAAUUAUAGCCAAGCUGAGCUUUAGAUUUUCCAGAAAAGGGUCAGCAUAAGAAGUACUAAAGCACUUUUUUUUAUAGUUUUUUGUACCAGUGUUCUGCCUGUUACUAGCAUUUCUUUUUAUUGAGGUCAGUCCACACCUCCAAGGAGUUCUUGCAUUUAGCAUGGACUCUAAAGUUACGUACUAUACCAGCUAGUGAAUUUUAUCAUCCAUUUUUGUGAAACUUGACUUUGUCCUUAUAUGUUAUAUUUACUCCUCCCAGGAAAGUUGCUUUUAUAGAUUUUUUAUGUGUACACUGGUCCCUUUUUCAUUGAGUUGUAAUAUUUAUUAAGAUUUUUGUUUUCAGGACUAUUUCCAGGUGAAGUGGAUAUGAUGUAAAACAAAUAUUUUUGAACACUGAAAUGAUGGGAUUUGUUAACUAAUGUUAGUUGUAGACAAUAAAACUUAGAAGGAAGAGAGUAAUGUUUAAAAACAGAAAAUAAAAAUUGUGAAAAGAGUUAGAAGUACCUAUUUCAUUCGUUUAUGUAGUCUGAAUAUCACCCAUAACAGAUUUAAGUUCAUAAUCAAAAACAAGAUUAAGCUUUUUUUCUGAUAAGAAAAACAACUUGAAAACAACCAGUUUGUUUUUUAAAUGAAUAUCUAGGAAAGUGUUAAGUUUACAAAGGCCUAGAGUCGUCAAUAUUAAAAGUAAUGCCCAACUUUGAAAUGCUUUCUCGUUAAAGGGAGGUACUUACAAAGGUUGGAAAUUAAUAAAGCUCUUUAGGGUUUGAAAUCACUUAACAGCCAUUAUGCAUGUACAAAGAGCUAUAAAAAUAUAUUUUAUACCUCUUUGGCAUGUUAAAUGAACUGCAUGGGAAGUGUUGUAUUUGCAAAAAAGUUUCUUAAAGGCCAUGAAACCACCUUAAAUAUACUACCUUACAACAAACAUGACUGUGUUUUAUUUGAAAUUGUAUUUUCUCUACAUUAAUAUAAAGGUAAUAUUGUGUUUGUUCUUCCCAAAGGGAGAUAAUAAUGUUGUAUAGAUGAAACUUUAAGUAGUAAAGAGUUUUGUCAAAAAGUUUGUUUACAGCUUAUAUAUUUAGAUUUCAUUGUGAUAAUUUAUCAGUAGAGUAUUCUGUGUAUUUACACUGAGGAUAUAUGUAUGCAUGUUAAAUCAGUCUCUAACAGAAUCUUGUUAGAAAUAAUGAAUAAAAGUAGAUAAUAAAAAAAG